AUGGGUCUGCCGGAACAGUUAUCCGUUGCUCCUGAGGUCAAAAUAAACGUAGUUCAUAUCAUCGUUCUUUAUUUUGUGUAGGAUGAUCUGUGGAUCCAGAUAACAAGCAAGGAUUUGGUCACCGGGACUUUCGACUACCGAAACUCAUACACUUACAAAAAGUUCAUUGAGGCAUUGCACCUGCCGAAGGCUGAGGUGAGUUAUAUAAGCUUAUGGCCACUUUCCAUUUAGGCUGACUCGAACGAACUUAUUGAAGCUGCCGAAGACGAUGAACUGGCUAAGGCACUUGACCAUCACUCAAUCGUUACAUCUCAGUUGCCCGAUACGCAAGAUGAUCAUGUCCAGACGGCUGAUGAAAUUAUAGAGGAGCUAGACCGAAUGAUGGUCGACGACGCUUUAGAACCGGAUCUUGACCUCGACUUCGUCGGAUCCCAAACCUGUGACGAUCAGGCGUUUUCGUACAUAUGGAAACCUGUUGAGGGUGAGCUUAUAGUUUCGCAUGCCGAUAAAAUGCACUUUCAUACAUGUCCACCUAGGUACAACCACCUAAAUGAACAUCGCUGACAUCGUCACUAAUAUGUUUCCGCCUCUUCUAUUUUCACUCAGCUCUAAUACCUCCUCAGACAGUUGUCGUCAAAACUUAUGUCACUUAGCAUCCUAUAUAGUUGUAUUGAAAUGUUUUACUAAACACACGGACGACCCUGACAUCAGUCAAUCGUAUGUUCCGCUUGUGACUACUGGUUGCCGCCUUGUGGAUUUCAGAGAACUUUCGGAUUUAUAAACAGACCAAGAACAACUGCCGAAUAUAUUAUAGUUACGACUGAUAGCGGUCUUAAUGAGCCUUAGGGUUACCUCUACGUUGUUUUACAACUCACUGUCGGAGUGGCCAAGUACACUGGCUCUGCUGUGUAACCACUUUUCCAAUCACACUUUUCGGGGUUAUUCGUACAGGCACGUGAAUAUCAGGAUAAUGAUAACCAGUUAUACUGCCGAGCGAAAUCAAUAGGUUAUGUAUAAAAUCGAUCUUCGAGGAAGUCCUACCGGCCAUUUAUAUUGUCAUUUCAGAAGCCCAUAUGUUGGAAUAGGUUUCAGGACUUGGUGGUGCAAGAUCGCAUAACUUUGCGGCUUUUAUUGCCUUCCCUUUAUUUUAAAAUUCUAAUUUUUCAGUUCUGACCGCGCAUCUUAAUAUCCAAUUUUGUUGUCAUGCUGCCACCAGAGACUUGGUUGAGUGUUUAAUUUACGUACUGGCUGUUUCUACAGUCAGAAUGGCAUUACCGACAAAGACAAACGAGACUGGAAUGGCCAUUGUGGGCUUAUUAGCCGUCGUCAGCCAGUCAUACCCAAGUCCGAAGUGUGGAACACCCGAGGCUCGAACUCGCGACCUGUUAGUUAGAAGUCCACGCCUCUAACCACGGCGCCACGAGCCCGUCGCCCUGCCGGUUUUCGAUCGGGAAUAUACAAUGGUAGGGGGCGCUCACCGAUCGUUCAUACGGAACUCACUCGUGCUGUUGUGCCUUAAGGGAUCUCUCUCGAGCCCAACCAGCAGCCGCACAGCGGCGCAUGAUAUAUAGGCGGAAUGGCAUUACUGACAAAGACAAGGGAGACUGGGAUAGCCAUUUCUGGAUUAUUAGCCGUCGUCAGCCAGUCAUACCCAAGCCCGAAGUGUGGAACACCCGAGCCGGUAUGACUGGCUGACGACGGCUAAUAAGCCAGAAAUGGCCAUUCCAGUCUCCCUUGUCUUUGUCGGUAAUGCCAUUCUGCCGAUAUAUCAUGCGCCGCUUUGCGGCUCCUGGUUGGGCUCGAGAGAGAGUCCUUGAGGCACAACGGAACGAGUUCCGUAUGAAUGAUCGGUGAGCGCCCCCUAUCAUUGUUUCUACAGUGUCAAACGCAGGGUAGUCCAAUCUAGGGUUCAAAUAAAAUUAAUUAUACCUUAAUAUAUCCAGGUGCAGGGUCAGACAGAGUUUAAUUUUCCGCUCGACCGUCCAUGAUUCAACUAGAAAGUUUGUCGGGAAGUAUGUCUAAUUAGAGUUAGCAUCAUUUGCGUAUCGCCCAAUGUGAUCUUUACCUCUAACUCAGCAUUCUUGGAAGACAUGGUCCGCGACAGUGAUGGAUAUUGGGAGAUCUUUUGGUAGAGACUAGCCCUAAAACACACUGACUCCCGAUUCUGUUGCAGAGAUAGUCAUUGAUCGCCAAUGGUAAGACUGCGAAGCUGCAGACAGUUGUGGUCUGACCCACCCAGUACAGUACACUUACACUGCGUUUUGUAACAACAACGUAAUUUGGCAAUCACGAACAUCCAUUAAACAGGCUCUUUUGACACCUGCAUUUUGCGGUCAAGUCUCAAAAAACCAACUCCCGGACGACGGAAUCUCGGACAGUCUGAAUCUGCUGUUCCUGCCUCCUGCUUUUACACCGUCAACUUACGCCUGACCGUUCACCAUGCGCUAACAGUCUGAAAAUCGGUAGCCUCCACUGCUGACAUGUUUACAUUUGUCCAUUUUGGGUCUACUUUAGCAACUUCCUGCACUAACUUUCCUUGAAGCACUUUAUUUGCGUCAGGGAAUGGUUAUUACUUCCUGGCAGGAGAACAAAUAUCUUCUAGAAUAAUUCAAUCAGCGAAAGAUUGGCGUCGUCCAGACUUAGUGUGCAUGUCACCCACUUUGUCUGUAGAUAACAGAAAAGACUACAAGUUCUCCUAACAGCUGCGGAAGUGAAGAUGCCGUGCAUCUGCAAGGCGAGUUCUUAGCUAGCGCACGGUGGGGGACCGUUGGGCGAGUGCUGAAAGACUUGUAAAUUUUGCUAUACUAAACUGCAUGGUUGCUGCAAACUCCUACUUCCACCACCCUAGAAAACACCUAGUGAUGACCACACUCAAAACUAAGUCAAAUGCAGCCGUGCCAAAUCAGUGUUAGACUCUCGAGCGAUGCUUAUUGUAGACGCAAUCAACGAAAGUGGCCAUAAUCGUGCCUUGAAUGGGUCUGACUACUGCGCAGACUACCUGCUGUUGAAAAGGCAGGGCCAGCAAAGAACUAAGAUAUUGACUAACUUAAGGGUCUGCCACUACUGCCAGUUUUCGACUGAUUAUCACUGACCACUUCGCUGCACUGAUCCACGUACCUGCUGCAUCGUAGGCGUCUUUAUUCGAAAACAACUGGCUCGAACAACACAGCCACAGCAAGCAUUGUCGCAGGAUAAGACAGUUGGAUUGGGUGCUAAUGCAUAGUUUUUUCGCUUUAAUGGCGGUCCACACUUCGAGAACUUGGGUUGUAAAACCAUACACUCUGCUUGACACGAUCGUGCCGAAUUCUGAAGUAAAACUGUUCGAGAUAUCGAGCGCGUAUCGGUUAAUUCAUGUGCGAGGGACUUAUACCUGAUUUUAAAGAUGAGUCAGUCCUGUGACUCUUUGGCUUCAGUAAUCGUAACCAAAAGGCCACUGGUAUCGUCGGUUUCAGCCAUAACGCUCCAGGGAUAGAAGCGUUUUGCUCGACAUCUGAACCUGCCAGGCUCGUUCCAGUCGGCUGUCCAUUUUAAUAACGCACUUGCAACUACAGUCUAUCGUUCUCCUAGGAGAUCCUUAAGGUGCUAACAGAACUGAGCAACAAAAAAACACCUGAGGUGGUCUGCCCUCCAACGGCAACUCACAAGUGUCGUUCGACAUUAUCAACUGACCGGUUGCAUGACCUGAUCUAAGCUUGGGAAGCAGUAACCGCACCCACAUAUUCGAGUGACGCUGUUCUGAAGCCGACCUUAAAUAUGAUGACGGGCUGCGUGGCGUAAGCUUCCUGACACUGUCGGUCGUGACAUCAGCAUGCCCCGUCUCUGCUGAACUAUCGAAGAUCGUUACUGUUGCCAAUAAUUGAUUUUCAUCUAUUUUAUGAAUUCGACCCCGUCUGUCGACAUCCCCGCUGAUUGAGAGUCGUCAAAGGGAACUUUAACUGCAUCUCCAGCCCCUUAACCCGUGAGACUGAUGUGCCAACUGGCUUAACCUUGUUUAGAGAACUAUCAUUCGUGACGCGGCAAGCAUGUGACACGAAGCCGCUUAAAUUAGUCAUGAUAAAUGCUAUCAUAAGUAACAUCCUCGACUGCACAUCUGGCGCGCCCCACCUGCUCUAUUAUUCGACAACAAAGACCGGAUGCUGUAGGUUCGAAAGCCACCUCUAUGUCUUCACGAACUGUCCUAGUCAAUUUCUGGGCUGACCUAUCGCUGCUUCCAGUUAGGCAGAGACAGGACAUUUAGGAGACGGUCGACAGAGAAGACACCCAAACCGAAUCCACCUUUGAUUAUCAUGUUCUGUCCUUAAUUUCUUAUUUACCUUCCUAAUUCUAAUCGAACAUAUUUUUUGAAUUCUGUCACACCUUUGAAGUUAUAGCGGACGAUGGUUUGGACCAUACCGACGUCUGCCAGACAUAUGUCUCACAAUGUCAUUGGCAAAGUCGAGUGUAUCCCUGCAGUCUUGCAUAACGGAGCCAGAUGUAACAGCACUUGGAGUUUUUUCUGAGGUUCUUCAAAUGAAGAGGGUGUUUCAGAGGAGGCGUGCUGUUAAUAGAGUGUAUUAAUUCAAGUCAGAUUGUGAGACUUUGCAAUGGAAGGCUGUAAACCAUAAAGCAGUCGGCUGGUCACCAUCAUUGUUCCCUCUUUGUGUUUACUAUCCUAGGCAUCCUAAGAACCAGGUACACUACCGAAAAUUAACGACGUCUUGCUUGAAAUGUAUAAUUAUGCAGCCAGUUUGACGUGAGGUUGCAAUACUGACGAGCACCGAAUAUAAUCUCAAGUUUGUUCCCGUGUGGGGGUUCUUCAUCGAGAAAACCAGGCAUAUUUGGUUGCGCACCUUUUCAAGCGGGCUUUUUACAAACCGAGAUCUUCCCUUCCUUCAAAUUUCAGGUCUGAAACUGACGUCGUUUUCUGUAAAACGGGUCUUGUCAAUUUCUUACUGGAAACUAAUUAUUAUUUUUUCGUCAUUGUCGAAAAUCGAUUUAGGCAAAUGGGUAUUUCAUCUUUAAUGAGAUCAACCAUAUAGGUAAAAGGUUAACAAUCUACUCAGUAGGCAUCAGACUUGAGGCAUGCAUGCCGGUUUCGCAUCAUCAUUUAAGUAAUGUUUUCAAUUUACUGACGUGAUAAUAGUUGGGAUCAAUGUUUUAUGAGUUUCUGUUCAUAUUGUAAGUUCUUAGCUCUUAUCUGUUAUUACCGUGUCUGUCUAUCCACUCUAAAUUCUAGUUCUUAAUCAGCUGUCAAUUCCCCAGCUGAAUCACCUAGUCGAUGAGAUCGACUCCUGCAUCCGCUACUACUCAGCGUGUCUGGUUCACGAACUUGCAACCCGCGAAGAAUUGGAUUAUGAACAAGAAUUGAAAGACAUCUUCUUCACUCUUCUGCUUGAAGUUCACUCGCGGAUCGAGGGUUCCGACACGCGCUCCCGGUCUGUCAGUCCUGAGAUAAAGGCUGAUACCAAGGAAGCGGGUGGCGACUCUAAGAAGACCUCCUUCCUAAGUAAGACCCGUCCUCAGUUAUUUUAUUGCCCCAUCCUCCUCUUCCCCUGUUAGCCUUUCUAUUUGUGCACAAAUAGGCGGAAACUCGGCCUCCGCAAAGGCCACACUGGCCAAUGCCGCCCUCGCGGUCCGACUACGCUGGCGACGCAUGGGCCGCAGUAUCGAAACUGCUCGCUCAAGCAGCCUAUCGGCUGCCGGUGGGCGUCUGAUGCGACGCACUUCCAGCGCUCUUAACUACCUCCGUCGCCUCACACAGCCCAUUCGAAGUCAGGAUGUGGCGGGUGCUGCGCAGAGGAUCACCACCUCCAACUCCACCAUUGAUUUGCCCUGCCUUUUUGAAUAUCAGGACUCGGAGUGGGCCGACAUGCAGUCCACUGCUCACCGGGAUGGAGAAUCGCUGUCUGCAUCGGCCACACCCACGUCCACCCUUUCACCCAGGCGCCUACCCUGGUACGAAUCCUCCGGCAGUUCGAUAGCCAGUUCUAUGAAGAAGAGGCGGGCUAAGCGUGGACCUAGCCGUGAGGAAGAUCUGAAGGUGAGCUGCAUGAUUUUGGUCAUGUGUUGCGGAUAAUUGCGAGUGGGCUGCAGGGAGUAACGGCCUUCUAAUUCUUCACACUCUCUCUAGUUCUUGAGCACCAGGAUCCCCUUCCACCUGUCGGCAACUGGAGAUGGACCCACCGUUGGCCACUUGGAGCUCUUCAAUGACUUUCUGCGCUGCAUGUUGACUAAUAAUCCGAACUUGACACCACUUCUGACCGACUACAUUCUCAAUGGUAAGCCUCCAAGCAAACAUGGAAUCAUAAGCUGACCAACAGGAGGAAAUAUCCGAGCCUCAUCUGAUCAGUGUUGACUCUCUUGUAUCCCAGGUUCAGCAUUUAGCCUAGGCUAAUGUCAGUGCAGCAUUCAAGCAGGUAAAUCCCUUCAAAAGGUGCUCAUCAGAAACUCGUGCAAAAAACCUUGUUGUACGUGGUAGAGGCGGCGGCUAACCCCUGUUUGUUCAUCAACAAGAGUCAAACACACCAUCUUUCUCAGCUAGCCAUAUCUUAAUCCCCGAGCUAAACAGUCUGGGACUUGAGCUCGAGCUCAGACGUUCACAGCUGGGAUUCCAUGGCUCAAAUGGUUGAGAACUUGACUGGGAGUGUCCGAUGAUCGACUGCGAUCGAUAAGCCAGAAGUAGCCAUUUCAAUUUCGCUGGACUUCUAGCUUAUCUGUCACUACGCAACCGUCUGCGAAGACCACAAGGCAAGAAAUAAAUAACACUAAUUACUCCGUAACGGUCACAAUCCUCCAAUAUGUUUGGGGCUAAAACUUCUAUAGUGCAUCACUACUGGGCGUUCGUAUCGUAAGUUGACUGAAAAGACGCGAACCAACAGCGAAAGUGGCGAAGGAUAAAUUGAAUUUAUAGGUAUUUUUGCAGAUUUUGAAUAAUUCUGAUCCAACUGCGAAAAACUCGGCGACCUAGGUGGGAUUCGACCCACGACAGCAAGGGGAGGCUUGAGUACGGCCAACGCUCUAGCCACCCGAGCUGCGAGGCCCCACCGGGAACUGUGAGUUUAAUCACAUUUGGGCGAAGUUACCCGCCCAACCUACUGCAGCGUCUGGAGUCCACCAAAUCUGACACCGUAAGUUGACUGCCCAAGCAGGAUUUCCUAAGUAAUUCACCUAUAAUCCACCGAGAUGCCGAGUUUUUCACAGUUGGGUCAAUAUGAAUUUUUGUAUAUUCUUUGAUUAUCUCGCCCACUUUCUUUGCCAAAUGACAUCCUACAGUAAGACUUUCGGCAGAAAUUUUUUUCUGUUUUUCUGUUUGAAAUUCAUACCGAGGAAGUAUUGCUGAAAAAAAUAUAUUUCAAUUUCUGCUGUCACGGGGUUUAGGAUUCUACUCAUUUAUUGGCCAUGCCGGCUGGAGUCGGUGUACUUAGAGAGUUCUUCGUUGGCGCUGAUACUCCGUUGCGCGUGGUGUGAUAGGGAAGUAUGUAUAAGUCUCGGUCGUGAUCCCUACCAUCUGCUAUCAGAUCUUAUUUUCCAUGGGAAGCUGAGAAGACUACUACGUGUAGCACGUAAUGCCAGGUGUCUAAAUUGCAGUAUACAUUCUCUGACUACCUCUUCUAAUCCAUUUUAGUGUACGCGCCAGGAGAUAAAUCAACGCCAAAAUUAAUCAUUUGA
Molecule: messenger RNA, 7647 nt
Organism: Spirometra erinaceieuropaei
Lineage: Eukaryota; Metazoa; Platyhelminthes; Cestoda; Diphyllobothriidea; Diphyllobothriidae
Source: the annotation of a GenBank genome assembly